Eublepharis macularius is the source of this 1253-nucleotide messenger RNA. RefSeq names its product G-protein coupled receptor 35-like. The annotation marks the transcript as partial. The record is from RefSeq and is a predicted model, not a curated record. Gene Ontology annotation, biological process: phospholipase C-activating G protein-coupled receptor signaling pathway; positive regulation of Rho protein signal transduction. Gene Ontology annotation, cellular component: membrane. The transcript has a single exon. Gene Ontology annotation, molecular function: G protein-coupled receptor activity. Lineage: Eukaryota; Metazoa; Chordata; Lepidosauria; Squamata; Eublepharidae.
UAUGUUUACAUCCCAGUUUUCGUUAUUGGAGUCAUCCUCAAUAUCUUGGCUUUGAGCGUAUUCUUCUGCAAACUGAACAAAUGGACUGAAACCAGAGUAUAUAUGGUCAAUUUAGCCAUUGCAGACUUCUUGGUUCUCUUUACUUUGCCAUUCAAGAUGAUUUCAAAGAAUACCCAUGUGAACACACAGUGUUUAAUCUUGGAAUCUGCAUACUUUAUUAACCGGUACAUGAGUAUAUUCCUUAUUACCAUCACAGCAGUUGAUCGAUACAUCACCAUAUGGUACCCCUUCAAAGCAAAGCAAGUGAGGUCCCCUCAAAAAUCAGCUGUUGUCUGUGGGAUUCUCUGGGCCUUAAUGGUAAGUAUUGUGUCAUUAAAUAAAUCAUUGGAAGAGCGAGAUGAGUGUGGAUGUUGCUUUCAUAAGGCUUCCAAAAAGCCAUCCAUACACAGUCUUGCAUCUAUUAUUUGGGGAUUUUUUAUACCCUUAACCAUCCUGAGCUUCUGUUCUAUCCAAAUUGUAAAGAAACUCACAAAGAAUAAAAAUUCAAACUCACAUAAAGAAAAGUUUGUCCAGAAAUCAAUCAACAUCAUCUUUGCAAAUAUGGCUGUGUUUGUCAUAUGUUUUUUACCUAUUAACCUGGCAAACAUCAUUCGGUUCAUAGCUGAUUACCAUGAGGCCACCUGCACUACAGUAAAAAGUAUCAACAUCUUUGUACAAGCUGCCGGAAUGAUUGCUAAUACUAACUGCUGCUUGGAUGCCAUUUGCUAUUACUUCGUCAACAAGGAGUUUAAAGAGGCUUCCAUGGAACUAGCGCCCAAUUAUUUCUCAUCUUAUAAACAAGGAUCUGAAAACCAAGACUUCGAAAUUAUGUAGUAAAGGGAUGAGCCUAAGAACUGCAUGUCAAUCUUGUGGUUGGAUCCAAUCAGCUUUUCCACUACUGAAAAAGGGAGGAGCUAUGCUGGAGAUCAUGGAUCCUGCACGGAUAAAAGCAAUGUGGAAUGGAGACUGUUGGGAAUUUUGAGAGGUUGAGUAAAAAAUGCCAGCUGAAUCCAACAACUCAUAUUGAUGAGAACUAUGGCCCUCAAGAAAUUGCUGCUUUUAUCUUGACAAAAGUUCUCCACCAAUGCUUGUGCUUUGUUGUUUCAUCACUUCCCUCUUGUUGCUACCUCAGUGCCUCCACUCAGUUGCUAUGAGGAAUGACCUUCCCCAUAUGAGUUAUAAAUGUGUAUCUGUGUAAAAAGUCCAGAUUAAGG